AUGGACGAUUAUUGGUCUAGCUCAGAUGUUUAUAGCUACGAAAAGGAGUACUUCUAUGAGACUAAAAGCUAAGAAGAAAUUAACAAGUACACACUUUCUGAAGAUUUGAGCACCAUCUAGAGGACUAAAGAAAUACUUUCCUUUGGUGACCUGGUGCAGAGACUAGCUAUAUACAAGAGUUUACCACUUUUAAUCUAGGAGUCAGGAGUUGAAGAGAAACUUAUGACUAUGGUUGCAAAAUAGGUGGAGAGCCAGGAGGCAUAAAUUUAAGUAGAAGCAGGUCGCUCAUUUCUCCGAAUGAUAGAAGAAAAGAAAUCUGAGAGCUUCAGGCAAAUUGAAUUCUUGAAAGAUAUUCUUUAAUUAACCAUGAAUUUGUUGCAUAAUUCUAACAUUCAAGUUGUCGAUACAUGGAUUGAGGUGUUUUAAAAACUCCUUACAGAAAUACCCUUUCCUGAAAUUCAGAAAGAAGUUUUGGCAGAAAUUUAUGAUUUAAGCAGCAUUUGUUCUUCUACUACUAAUAAAUACUCCUCUAUUAGGAUGAUAGCUUCUUCUAUCUAAUAUCUUGGCAAAAAUAUAUCUGAUAAUCUCUUGAAUCUGAUCAAGUUGUUCAGCCAAUUCAAUGACUUCCAAAUAAAAAAAUCCAUAGUCUCUGAAAUAUGUCCUAAAUUAUUUUAGUUUCUAAAGUAAUCUCAGCUCGAUUACGACUGGCUUCCUUUGAUUACUGAAAUCAUAAAAAACAACAACGAGAAUAAAGAAAUUAGGUGUUAUGCCAUCACAACUCUGUCUGAAACCCUAAUUCACUUUUCUUCUGAAACUAAACUUGAGAAAAUUAUCCCAGUGCUAAAUUAUUUGAUUUCUUUUGAUUCCGACAUCGAUAUUGUUCUAACAAUCUGUAAAAAAUUAGGUCCAUUAAUUUACCAUCUUGAAAAUGAAUUAAAUCAAAGAGACUCGAAUCAAGCGUUAAUUAAAUACAUAUAUGACUCAGUAGAAAGUAAAAAUGAAGAAAUAAGAGAGAACAUAGUUUUUAACUAUCCUUGUAUCUUAUAGUUGUUUGGGAAGAAAUAGAAAGAUAAGCUAAUUAAGUUAUAUAUUCAUGCUUUGAUGAAAGAUGAAGAAAUUAAUGUUAGAAUUUAAGCUGUUAAAAUUAUUCCAGAAGUAGUUAAGUUCUUAGGUGCUGAGGAGUCAAAGACCUUACUCAAACAACACAUAAAGCAGAUGCUUGGUGAAAAAGACAAUAAUGAGAUAAGAAUUGAGUUGGCAAAAAAAUUGGGCUAAGUGUUAGAGUUUCUUUUCUAAUAAGAAGUAUUAUUACAAAAAUAAUUGUUGCAUCAAUAACACCAAAUCAGCCAUUCUCAUAAUCAUAAUGGAAACAGUGUGAAUCAACAUCCUCAGUCAGCACCUUUGUCUACUUCAAAUAAUAUCUAAAUAUUCUCACCAAACAAUAACCAAAAGGGUGUUGGAGCAAUCAUGAUCCAAGAAAUUUUCACUGAAAUCUUGAAUUGCAUAGAAUAGAAUACUAAAUCACCUUGUUGGAGACUAGUUAAAUCCUUAUUAGAGAUAUUUUAAUAAACAAAUAGCACAUUUAAUUUCAGUAUUAUUUAAGAUAAGUAUGCCCCAAUAUUAUUUAAAUGCAUACUAGAAAGUAAUUUCGAACUAAAAAAGCUAGCUGCUAAAAACUUGGUUCUCUUGAUAGCCUAAUAAAAGUAGGUGCCUUAGAGAGAAUACAUUUUUAGCUAAAUAAACAGCAAGCUAUAUGCUGGAAGAUCUUAUUAACUGAGAAUGAUUUACUUGGAGAUUGUAGAAGAGUGUAUCAAUAAGUUCUCUAAAUCAUUCUUUAAACAAUAUAAUCUUAUACAAAGUCUUCAACUAUAUAACGACAAAGUGCCUAAUGUGAGAAGAAAGUUAGCCACUUUGAUAUACAAGAUAAGAUGCAGUAUUUUUAAAGAAGAUGCUAUUCAUAUAGAUCAGUUUGAUUCUUUAAUAAUUCACUUACUUCUUGACAACAAUUAAGAAACUGCUAAAAUAGCACAGUAAUAACACUCAAACCUCAAAGACAUUGAUUCCUUUUAAAGCACCUAAGAUGAGCAAGAAACUGAUAAAUUGGAUGAAAUUUAAGAUUUUAUUGAAGAAAAUGAAGACGAAACGAGCAUCAAUAAUCCAUAAAAGAAUUAUAGAUCGUUUGACACAAUUGACAAGAAUCCUUAUUCAAUCUCUUAAAUACCUUCAGGCCUGCUUUCAGGAGGCGCUAUCAUUAAAAAAAAAAAUAUAAACGUUAAGAAAAUCCCUUCUGUAGGAAAUACAAAAAGUUUUAGUACUCCAAAAAAUACUUCUUUGACUUCUAUCAGCUCCAACACUACCAACAAAGGGAAUAUAAAAAAUUCAACUAUAACUUCUUCUUUGAUAUUUAAAUAAAAUGGAGAUUCAAAGAAGAAUCGUAGAAAUAGUUCAAAUAGUAAUGACACAAUAUCAUCUUCAAUCAAUGAAAAGGUUCCUACUGCUCAUUCAUUAUUAGUUUAAAAACCAAAUGCGUCACUGACUUAAAUAUCUGGAUAGUAAUCUUCUGGUUCUCUCUUAUUAAGAAAUAAGUAAAAUCUAUCGCCAAUCAUCGCUGCUUCGUCAAAUAACUAACAAUAAAACUAUAGUAUAUAAUCGAAAGUGCUUUCUUAAAAUACAGAUUACAUGAACAGCAAUAUACAAAGAGAUAUAUUUUCAGAUUAAAAUGAAACUUCUCGUUCAGUAAAAGAAAGAAAUAGUGCAAGCUUAAAUAAAUAUAGCUCACUAAAACCUAUUUAAAAAAAUAUAAAUAAGAUUACGCCAUUCAAUCCUUCUACAACUCCUCAAUAAAAUGCUCUUAACUAAUCUUCAUAAGUUUCAGUUAACAUUAUAAGCAAUCUCUCUAUUGAAAAGAGAGCCAAUUUUGAACGAAAGAGUACCUUUGAAAAUAAUCCAAAUGUCUAAGUUAUUUCAAACAACCUUUAUAGAAUUAAAAAGUAAACUACUUUCCAGCCUUCAAGUUUACCCCCAAAGUUUGCUCUCAAGAAAAAACCUUUAUGA
Molecule: messenger RNA, 3054 nt
Organism: Tetrahymena thermophila SB210
Lineage: Eukaryota; Ciliophora; Oligohymenophorea; Hymenostomatida; Tetrahymenidae
Exons: 9
Source: RefSeq, a predicted model, not a curated record